Molecule: messenger RNA, 1101 nt
Organism: Caenorhabditis remanei
Lineage: Eukaryota; Metazoa; Nematoda; Chromadorea; Rhabditida; Rhabditidae
Exons: 3
Coding region: 1-1101 (366 amino acids)
Molecular function (GO): protein binding
Source: RefSeq, a predicted model, not a curated record
AUGUCCACUAAAGAAUUCGUUUUAAAGCACACUUUCAAAAAUAUCAAUAGAGCGGUCGAGUCGAUUCGGGAACACAGUGAAGUAGAAGAACAUUUCAAUAUUCCGUGGAGAAUGAACGUUUCCCGCGAGAAGAACAAUCUGGCAUUUUAUCUGUGCUGCACUAAAGAAAUAGCAGGUGACACGUGGUCAAUCGAUACAGAAAUCGAGUUGGAAUUAUGGUCGCCGAGUGGAAAAUCUCGGAGUAGUCGAGGAGAAAUGUGUUUUGGAAAUAAGAAAUAUGCGGAGGGUUACUCACAAUUCGGAUGGUCGGCUUUCAUUAAUUGGAAAGAAAUGGAGAGAGAUUUUGUGAAAAAUGGAAGUAUUACUGUAGAAGGACGUGUCAGAAUCACAGGAACUUCUGGAUUAUAUACACCGAAUUUGAGAUGUUUUGAUAAGACAAUGGAAGAAGUUUCCGAUGUUGUGUUGGAUGUAAACGAUCGAAAAUUCUACGUUUCCAAAUUGGUAUUAGCACGACACACUUCUUACAACCGCGCUCUACCGAAACCGAAGAAAAUUGUGUGCGAAAUUGAGAGACUCAAGGAAAAAGAUAAAUUUCUCAAGGGAAUAUCGGUGGAGCGCAGUUGCAAGAACUGUGCCAAGCUAAUACUUAUUGAUUUUUUUCAGUUCCUUGCCACCCACUCUCCAUACUUCAAAUCGUUAUUUCUUGGAAAUUUUCGAGAAUCCAACUAUCCAGAAGUGCCUCUUGAUGACAUUGAUGCUGACGAUUUCCAGAAGUUUCUCGAAGUUCUCUAUGGAGAUUCACCUAUUAAUGAUAGCUGUGUUGAGGGAAUUGUCCUUCUGGCCGAUAUGUAUCAAACAGAAAUUGUCAUCAAAAAAUGUGAAAGCUUCAUUUUGAAAAAAUCAACAAAGACGCUGAAGAAGAAACUGCAAAUGGCGAUUCGAUACAAUUUGGAGAAUUUGAAAACCGAUUGCCUCAACAAAAUCAAGUCCUUCGCCGAUGUUCGUAGCGUUCUCCCUAGUGAUAUUAUCGAUAUGGAUCACUCGAUUUUAGCGGCACUCAUGGAAAAAGUUUUGUCAACAGCGUUUUCAUCUUUUCGAUAA